Momordica charantia (bitter melon) is the source of this 2077-nucleotide messenger RNA. RefSeq names its product trichohyalin-like protein. Lineage: Eukaryota; Viridiplantae; Streptophyta; Magnoliopsida; Cucurbitales; Cucurbitaceae. The record is from RefSeq and is a predicted model, not a curated record.
CUCUCUCUCUCUCUCUCUGUUUUUCUUCUGGGUUUUGAGAUCUCUUUGAUUCAAGACUGCCCAAAAAUAGAAUCUUUAAUAAUUUCAUUUUUUUUCCUUCGCUGAAUUCAAGGCUAACUGUUCGAAACUUGCCUUACUAUAAACUGAAAAUCAAUCAUCCCACAUGAACUUCGCCUUCACCUCAAUCUCUGCCACAGCCACAGCCGCAGCCCACAUAAAUAAUGUCGUGGGCAGAGCAGCAAACAGAGAAGAGAUGUAAAAUCAGAAAGCGAAAGGGCCCGUGGUCGUCGUCUUCUUCUUAUUCGAGUUUGGUCCGCAAGUACAGAUUCAAGAAAUCCCCCACGUGGAAAAUGAGUACAAAAUCCCAUUCUUCCGCCGGAAAAGGUGUGAAAUUGAAGAACAACAACAAUUCAGAUGCUGUUGAACUUGAAGAUAAGAAGGAGCUGAUCAAAACCGGGGAAAUGGUUUCUCAGAUCUCGCAUUCGUGUUUAUCAGAUCCGGAUCCGAAUUUCAACAACACCAAAUCUGAGAAAGUCGAGGGUGGCAGUGGGAGAGUACAGAGAAGAAGAAGAUCGGCAUGUUCUUUGAGGAUUGGGAUUGGUGAGAUUGAAGUGGGUGGUUCCAAUUUUCGGGGCAACGAUUGUUUAAUGGAGAUCGAAAAUCGUAGCGAGGUAAAAACGACACGUCGGAAGAAGAAAUUUACGGUGAAAACCCGUUUGAAGGAAGUGAGCAAUUGCCUGACGACAUCGAAGGAGCUCGUGAGAGUUCUAACCCACGUUUGGGGAUCCCACGAUGAGAAGCAGCCAUCAUCGGCGUCAUCUCUGAUGGCGGCUCUGAAAUCGGAGCUGGACCGGGCCAAGACCCGAGUGGAGCAUUUGAUGAGAGACGAGCAGAGGUUGUUCCACGGCGACGAAAUUGAGGCUCUGAGGAAGCGGUUUGCGGAGGAGAAAGCUGCGUGGAAGUACAAGGAGAGAGCGAGAGUUGGGAGUGCGAUUAGUUCAAUGGCGGAGGAAGUGGCGGUGGAGAGGAAGCUGAGGAGGCAAGCAGAGAGGCUGAACAAGAGGAUCGGGAAAGAGCUUGGGGAGGCCAGAGUUGCGGUGGCGAAGGCGAUGAAGGAUGUGGACAGGGAAAAGCGAGCGAAGGAGAUAUUGGAGGAGAUUUGCGAGGAGUUGGCCAAAGGGAUUGGAGAGGACAGAGCGGAAUUCGAGGAGCUGAGGAAGGAGUCGGAAAAAGUUAGAGAGGAAGUGGAGAAAGAGAGGGAGAUGCUUCAAUUGGCCGACGUUUUACGCGAGGAGAGAGUUCAGAUGAAGCUGUCGGAGGCGAAGUACCAAUUUGAAGAGAAAAACGCUGCGGUGGAGCGCCUCAAGGACCAGCUCGAGGCCUAUUUCGUUGAAAACAGAGAUCAUUCUCAAGAUUCGUUCAAUAACAAACUCGACAAAAUCAAGGAGCUGGAGGCGUAUUUGAAGAAGAUUAAUUUCGGGUCGUACAACAAGAACAAGGAAGAAGAGGAUUGUAAUUGGGAUGAGGAGAGCGAUCUGCACUCGAUUGAGCUCAACAUGGACAACAACAACAAGAGCUACAGGUGGAGUUUCGUGCAUGGCUCACACAACGCCUCCAAAAGGAACUCAUUCGAGAAGGAAAGGAAGUCGCUUUCGGAGAAAAUCCAGUGGGGGAGCAUUUGCUUCAACAGUAGUAGUAAAAAUGGAGAAUUUGAGGGGGACGGGGAGCGGGACGGUGAAAUUCAAAUUACCCACAAGCAGAAAUCUGGUGGUGUGAGGUGCCUUCGGGACAUUCUAUUUCCAGUUUCAGGAGUCGAAGAAAAUAAAGUGGAGAAGACAGAGGAUGCCAUGCCUCUCCAAAUUGAUGAACCUUGUUCGGUGGUGGUGAUGAAGGGAUGAACAAACAAAAACUAUUCUUCUUAAUUUAUUGUUCUUGGAUUGGGAACUACUUUGCUUUAAGAAUUUUUCUUCCCAACGGCUGAUUUUGGCUAAGAAUGUAAAUAGAGUUAGUUGUAUACAGCCAGAAUGCGGGCGUCCAAUAUAUUAUCUAUACCAUUACAUCUUAAUUUCCCUUUUUU